UGGUUCAUGACAUAGCAGCAGAUCAGAAAUGUACCCGAAACCAUUCAGUGCUUUAUAAACCAACAGGAGGAUUUGGAAAUCUACUUUAUCAGACACAAACAACCAACAAUAGACAAUAGACCAUGAGCAAUCACUUUGAAAGAGAGUAUCGUCAAAAACAGGCUCCCCGCUGAAAGCCGGUCAGCUGUAUUUUAACCAAUCAUGUGCCGUCUACCUCUGACGCCCAGGGGCUUCAGCAACUCACGUCCUCCAUGACGAUAACCGCCUCCAGUGCCGCUGCUUUCAAAGGCCUCCGCGAAGCUCUGAUUUCUCGAAUUCAGCGUCUGAGCGACUGAUGUGACGGUUUUGAUUUUUCACAAAUUCAACGCGAGCGUGGCAACACAGCUGAUCAGAGUUCCUGUUGGCUAAUUCAAUAGGCAGUAUAAGCCAGAGAAAUGUUAUAGUGCAAGAGAGUGGACAAAAAGUUACAUAACAUAAUGCGCGUAAACUUUCCCUAUUUGUGAAGCUAUGUUUUCCGAUUCGUUCUAAAGUACAAGAAGGCAGCAUCGGUCCUCCGCUGUGCUGUGAUAUUGAGAGGUCAUACAUUUCCGAAAAACAAACACAGCAAACCAGGAAAGCCAGGAUGUCUGGAGAGUUGUCCCUCAACAUAAACAUCAAGGAACCGAGAUGGGACCAAGGCACAUUUAUGGGCCGCGCCCAGCACUUCUUCAUGGUCACAGAUCCCAGGAAUGUCCUUCUGUCUUCUGAGACGCUGGAGGAGGCCCGAGUCAUUGUGCAAGACUACAGAGCUGGGAAGGUGAAACCUGGCCUGACGGAGGAUGAGCUCUGGAGGGCCAAGUACAUCUACGACUCAGCCUUCCACCCCGACACAGGGGAGAAGAUGUUUGUGAUUGGCCGGAUGUCUGCUCAGGUGCCAAUGAACAUGUCCAUCACAGGCUGCAUGCUCACCUUCUACAGGACGACUCCAGCAGUGGUGUUCUGGCAGUGGGUUAACCAGUCCUUCAACGCUGUCGUCAACUACACCAACCGCAGUGGAGAUGCCCCCAUGACUGUGAAUCAGCUUGGUGCAGCCUAUGUCAGUGCUACUACUGGAGCUGUGGUCACUGCGCUGGGACUCAAGUCUCUAGCCUCGCGUCUCCCUCCAAUUGUCAGUCGGUUUGUCCCCUUUGCUGCUGUUGCUGCUGCUAACUGUAUCAACAUUCCCUUCAUGAGACAGAGGGAGUUGAAGUACGGUAUCCCUGUGACAGAUGAGAACGACAACAGGUUAGGAGAGUCUCCCAAUGCUGCCAAGCAGGCCAUCAUGCAGGUGGUGGUGUCAAGGAUCGGAAUGGCAGUGCCAGCAAUGGCUAUUCCCCCUGUCAUAAUGAAUGCUCUGGAGAAGAGAGCCUUCAUGAAGCGAUUCCCAAUUUUAAAUGCCCCAGUCCAGGUGGGGCUUGUCGGUCUGUGCCUGGUGUUUGCAACUCCACUGUGCUGCGCCCUAUUCCCGCAGAAAAGCUCUAUGAGCGUGAGCGGGCUGGAACCAGAGCUGCAGGAGAGGAUACGACAGGCCAGUCCCAACACCACCACCGUCUAUUUCAACAAGGGCCUGUAGUACCAGCCAACACAUCUCCAUGCACAAGACAUACAGACACAUACACACACAUACACACGUCUGUUGUCCUGUGGGCACAAGUAGGAGGGCAAAACAAAUUUUAUUUAUGUAUUUUUUUUGUUGGUAUGUGUACUGCUGCAUUUUUUUAAAUGGAUGGAGCUGCUCAAAGUUUAAGAGGAGAGGAUUCACUGAAGGGAAAGCAAAACAGUUCAAGAAGGACGAUCAUAGGUAUCUCUGCAAAUAGAAGGUGCUCCUUUAAAAAAGAAAAACUCUCCUGGAUUUUUAUAUUGUUUCACUGUGUGUUUUCUGUCUUCCUUUGGUCAAAACUGCCUACAGCAUGGCAGUUCAUGAAGUUACUGAUAUGUGUCUCACUCACCAAUAUUUCAUGUUGCAUUCAGGUUCAUCAAGUUUGAAGUUCUCUGCUAAAUUAUUCGAAACUCCAGUUUAGAAUGAAGGCUUGUGCUUGUAAGUCGAUUAUGUUCUCAUUCUGAUUGUAACAUAAUCUCUAAUCUUUUUUUUUUUUGCCUUGUGUCCUCACUCUCAAAGAGUUCAUCUUUUAAAUCCUUGACUGGUCAUCGUUACAUUAUUCUGUUUAGCAAAUUCUUAUUAUAAGCUAUUACACAAGACAAGUUCACCUUAAGAUGAUAAUUGUCUCACCCUCAUGCUGAAGGAAAGUCAGGCAGUUUUGUAGUCCUCAAAACAUUUCUCGAGCUUCAAAGCAAACAGCAUUGCAGUGUUCACUGACGUAGAUGGAUUGAGGUAGUUCGCACUUUUUAGCUUGGAGGCGAAGGUGAAGAUUUCAGGUUUAAAGCUGCAAUGUGUACAAAUUUUAGUUUCAGACAUUCCAAAGUGAACUAAAAUUACAUCAGAAUGCCAGUGUGACCAAUACUUGCGUAUCGCACCUUUUUUAAAAGGGGUGUAAAUAACAGCUUUGGAGUUUGGGAUCUCGGGGCUUCUUGGUUUAUGACUUGUAUUGAUUUUAUGUUUUUUUUUUAUGUUUCUUUUUUCAUUUCUUUAUUUUCAUCUACUCCAUAAAUGCUUUCUGUACAACAUAAGUCAAACACUUGUCUUUCCAUUGGCAUGAGGCUGAGGGACACUGACUGACAAUUUUCAGUUAUCCUUUAAGACUGCCUCAUUAAGAUUCUUGCCAACUUCCACUGUGUAGUCACACCAGAAAAACCAGUGUGUGGAUGAGCUCUACAUAGUCUCUCUAACCCUUCAUGAAUAAGUUCCUCUUUGGUUGUCCUUCUUGUUAACAGGUGUGGCUUCUUACUCUCUUCAGCUCUCCUUUAAGUGUACUUACUAUGCUCCCUUCAUAUUCAUAGACCAGGUGAUGAGGUGCUAGGUAAAUGUAGUUAAGGCGAUAUGUAGGACAAUACUGCAAAAGCUCAUUAAGCACAGUCACAAAGUACAUGAGUGAACACUAAUGUGUGUAAUUAUCAUCAGCGUAAAUGUUUACCAUGGCCUUUUUGUUUUUUUUUAAAUUUGAGAUCACUUUAUGAGAUAAUGCAGUCAAUAUAUUCAGUGGCAUAUUAAUGAAUUAUUUGAUUGUUGUAGGUGGUAGUGAUUGUUUGGUGAACGCAUAUAUAGUGUUGUGUGUACAUGUUGUUCAGAGAGCUUGGAUCUGAGCUGAAACUUAAUGGGCAGUUUGUGUGUUUUAAGACAGCGACGUGCAGAAAUCUUUGCAAAUUUUUGGUUUAAUAUUCACACUUGAAUUGAGGGAUUGCAUGAGCCGCCUCAGAGAAGUCUAAUUUAAGAUCCUGAGAGUCGGAGGUUAGUGGUUUUAUGUGCAACAGCUCACUAGCCUUCUGCAAAACUUUGGUUUGCACUAUGGCUGUUGAUGGUACCAAAUAAAAGUAGCAGAUGUUGCACCACCCAAAGCACGUAGAGCUGUUAGUCCCAGGAACUUCCUUUAAGGAACUAAAAGGUUCUUUUAGCCCGUUGGCACCUGCAUUUCCUCCACAGUCUGAAGACCCGUGAUAGUGACCCGUGACAUCUGAUAAAGCGACAGCUGUUUAUACACGUCAUCUUGUUAACAUGACUAAUUCUCACUGAGGCUUGGAUAUUUUCAUCGGUUCAUCUGUCAUGUGCUUUCCCCCAUGUUACGCCAUGUUGAUGUGUUGAAGCACAAUGAACAAAAAACAAGUGCCAGAAGUCGACCAAUCAGAAAUGCCAACUCCAAAGUUCCUGUAGCUUAGGAAAGUACUACCUAUUUCAACAGGGUCUUUUUGGGGGGUAAAACAAUGUCCCCAGAUUUUAAAGUAGACUGCGCUUCUUGUUGGGGAAAUGCACUGACAUCCCCCAAAUGUUCAGAGUCCUAAAUGCGGCUAUUCACAAGGUCUCCAAACACACGACUGUCCAGUGUCCUUCGGUAGUGAUAGAUGGGGUACAUGAGGUAAUACCAGCUGAAGCUAUCCCAGUGUUGUCUGUCUGGAUUAUGUAUAUGAAUAAGUAUAUUUUUACUGGAUAUAUUUCUGAAUAAAUAUAUAUAUAUAUAUAUAUGAUGCACAAUAUAUGGAGCACAUAUGCAUGAGGGACUUUAGAGACUUUUAAGUUCAAGGUGUGCCUCUGGUGCUGAAUCCACCAGAUGGCCCCAUGUAUGCAUUGGAAAACAAAGUCAGCUGCUUGUGUUGCAGGAGUACAGGAGUACUCGCGCUCUAGGGCUAAUGAGUUCUUUUAGAUUAGAGGAGUGUUCCUCUGGUCCGACUUGAUACAGUGAACACAGUCUCAGAUUAACUGCUAUGAUUACAUGUUUGUGUGACGUGAUGUUUGUGUAUGUCACUCACUAAGAUUGUACCGGUCAUUUCAUCUCCAUCAAGCAUGUUAUCAAACGCAAUGUGGGUGUUAAAGGAUUGUAGCAGCUGCACAACUGUUUUCUGAAUCAACUUAUGUACCAACAGAAAUACACAAUGAUUGUGGUUACGUGUGGUCCUAAAAUUGAGGGGUUUGAUUCCAAAGUGCUGGUCAGUAGAGCUGCAACAGAUUUUUGAUAAGUUGGAGAGCUAUUUCAGUCAUUGAGUGAUCAGUUUGAUAAUGUUUUUUUCUGGGAAAAAAGCUUCCAGCUUCUUCAGUAUGCAUAUUUACAGUAAAUUUGUAGCUUUGGUUUGUGGACAAAAUGAGACAUUGAAUUGCGACAUAUUGGGCUUUAGGAAAAAGCUGAUUUUUCACCAAUUCUAUCAAUUGUAGACCAAACAACCAAUAGAUUAAUUGAGAAAAUCAGUGACAGAUUAAAAAUGUUUUUCAUUUGCAGCCCUACUAGUCAGAUAAUUUCAGAAAAAUGUUGCCACAUUUUAUAAACACACCACAGACUCUAUCCUAAAGAGACCAUCUUGAAACUCUUCUCUCAACUUUAGUAUCAUUCGUCAUUCGUAUUGUCAUACAAACCUGUAACCCACUAUGAAAAGAACUAUUUCUCCAUCAAGACAUUGUUCCUUGUUAUCAGUGCUGAUUGUGGUUAUCAGGUGUUGUGUAUGGGGUGUUUCCCUGCUGAGGCUGAACUGCACUAUUUAACCUUUGCUGUGCUGCUGUAGGAGCUAGUUGGAUUUGCGUUGCAAUUUAAAAGGAGCCUUUUGAAUUGUAUAUUGUAGAUUGUAUUUGUUUGCGGUGCUGGAUAAUGUUGAAUGAACUCGUGUUACUGCUAAUUCAUAUUUCAUUCAUUAUCUGGCAGCUUUCAUUGCUCAUAACCAAGUUUGCUUUUUUUUCCUUUUAUGUUUUCAUCUGCUCUUGAGGUAUGGCGCAGAAGAUUUAAGAACAAAACUGGAGGGUUUUAGUCGGGAUUUAAACACAUUUGUAAAGAUGUAUCUCAGCUUGUGACUUUACUGAACCACCAUAACGUAUCGCACCCAUAGAUCCAGCCAAAGAUGAGACGGGUAUGAAUUGUACAGGAUUGAGAAGAAGUGUGUAGCUUUUUAAAGUUUUCAUUCAGCUUUAUCAUGUGGACCUUUUUGCCAGGCUUUUCUCAUGCAAACAAUGUUUUGUUUCAACCAAAUGUUGUCACAAAGUCACAAAGCAUUGUUAUUAACACAGUUAACAGAUCGAAGAUUUGAUUAAAUCCCAACAAACAUUUUAGUCAAGUUGGAGGACACGCUUUUGGCGUUGAUUUUGUUCGCCAAUUCAGUGAAACCUCAAGAUCAACCUGACCCUGCUCCACUUGACGCCAGUGAAUGUUGGUGCACUGGUUGAAAAACCUUCUGAUUUCAAACUUUGGUAGUUCAUGUCUUUUUAAAGAAACUGUCAGAUCUUUGCAAACUCGAGGCACAAAUGUAAAGACAAUCUCUGUAAUUGUUACACUCCAUGAAUGUUUUGCUUAUUUCACGUUCAUACAACGUACGUACGUGCAGUCCCGUCAGUAUUGGUGCACAGUGUUUUCUCCCCCUAUUUUGUAUUGUGUUUAAAUAUAUUUCCUUGAUGUGAAAUGUAUUUUACUCAGAGCAAUAGAAUAAAAUAUGUAACAUUAAUUUCCA
Messenger RNA from Acanthopagrus latus (yellowfin seabream), 6054 nucleotides. It is a transcript of the gene sfxn3, whose product is annotated as sideroflexin 3. The transcript is spliced from 12 exons. The coding region runs from base 623 to 1591 and encodes 322 amino acids. The record is from RefSeq and is a predicted model, not a curated record. Gene Ontology annotation, cellular component: mitochondrial inner membrane. Lineage: Eukaryota; Metazoa; Chordata; Actinopteri; Spariformes; Sparidae. Gene Ontology annotation, biological process: serine import into mitochondrion; monoatomic ion transport. Gene Ontology annotation, molecular function: monoatomic ion transmembrane transporter activity.